GAGAGCCGGGAAAGCCCGUCGUCGCCACCAUCUUGCUCUCCUCUAAGCCGGCCGUGACCGCGGGUCAGAGGGAUUUGGGGCCAUGAAGCUGCUAAGCAGAGCCGGGUCCUUCUCGAGAUUUUAUUCCCUCAAAGUUGCUCCCAAAGUGAAAGCCACAGCUGCCCCUGCAGGAGUGCCUGCACAUCCUCAGGACCUUGAGUUUACCAAAUUACCAAAUGGUUUAGUGAUUGCAUCUUUGGAAAACUAUGCUCCUGCAUCAAGAAUUGGUUUGUUCAUUAAAGCAGGCAGUAGGUAUGAGGACUCUAACAACUUAGGAACCUCUCAUUUGCUUCGUCUUGCAUCCAGUCUGACUACAAAAGGAGCGUCAUCUUUUAAGAUAACCCGUGGAAUUGAAGCAGUUGGUGGUAAAUUAAGUGUGACUUCAACAAGGGAAAACAUGGCCUACACUGUAGAAUGCCUGCGGGAUGACAUCGAAAUUCUAAUGGAGUUCCUGCUCAAUGUCACCACAGCACCUGAAUUUCGUCGUUGGGAGGUAGCUGCCCUUCAGUCUCAGCUGAGGGUUGACAAAGCUGUGGCUUUUCAGAAUCCUCAGGCUUGUAUCAUUGAAAAUUUGCAUGCUGCAGCUUAUCGAAAUGCCUUGGCUAAUUCCUUGUAUUGUCCUGAUUAUAGGAUUGGAAAAGUGACACCAGAUGAGUUACAUUCCUAUGUUCAGAACCAUUUUACAAGUGCAAGAAUGGCUUUGAUUGGACUUGGUGUGAGUCAUCCUGUUCUAAAGCAAGUUGCGGAACGAUUUCUGAACAUGAGAGGUGGGCUUGGUUUAUCUGGUGCAAAGGCCAAAUACCGUGGAGGUGAAAUUCGAGAGCAGAAUGGAGACAGUCUUGUCCAUGCUGCUUUUGUAGCAGAAAGUGCUGCCACAGGAAGUGCAGAAGCAAAUGCAUUUAGUGUUCUCCAGCAUGUUCUCGGCGCUGGGCCACAUGUCAAGAGGGGCAGCAAUGCCACCAGCCCUCUGUACCAAGCUGUUGCCAAGGGGAUUCACCAGCCAUUUGAUGUUUCUGCUUUUAAUGCCAGCUACUCGGAUUCUGGACUCUUUGGGAUUUACACUAUCUCGCAGGCUGCAGCCGCUGGAGAUGUUAUCAAGGCUGCCUACAACCAAGUAAAAGCAAUUGCGCAAGGAAACCUUUCCAGUACAGAUGUCCAGGCUGCCAAGAACAAGCUGAAAGCUGGGUACUUAAUGUCAGUGGAGUCUUCUGAAGGUUUCCUGGAUGAAGUCGGGUCUCAGGCUCUCAUCGCUGGUUCGUACGUGCCACCAUCCACAGUCCUUCAGCAGAUUGACUCAGUAGCUGACGCUGAUGUCAUCAAUGCUGCAAAGAAGUUUGUUUCUGGCCAGAAGUCAAUGGCAGCAAGUGGAAAUUUGGGGCAUACACCUUUUGUUGAUGAGCUGUAAACCUGAAGCACUGCAGGAAAGAGCUGGACAUUUUCUCAACCCAGAGCAGCAAACAUGAAAGUCACAUGUCUAUAAUGUGACAUUUGUCUUUGUUUUCAAUGAGGUGAAAUAUCUUAAAAAGUAUAAAUGCAGGUAUGUUUCCUGCCAACCUGAAGUCAAUAAAAUGUUCUAAGUGUUU
Miniopterus natalensis is the source of this 1622-nucleotide messenger RNA. RefSeq names its product ubiquinol-cytochrome c reductase core protein 2 (gene UQCRC2). Gene Ontology annotation, biological process: proteolysis. Gene Ontology annotation, cellular component: mitochondrion. The record is from RefSeq and is a predicted model, not a curated record. Gene Ontology annotation, molecular function: metal ion binding; metalloendopeptidase activity. Lineage: Eukaryota; Metazoa; Chordata; Mammalia; Chiroptera; Miniopteridae.